CUGUAGUGUGUAUGUGCGAACCGGGUUGAAGAGCACUUCGCCGGGACAGAGGUGGGGCAGACGAACAGACAAGGAGAGCAUUUAAAAGAGUCGGAGAGAGAGAGAGAGAGAGAGAGAGAGAGAGAGAGAGAGAGAGAGAGAGAGAGAGGGGAUUAGGUCGAGAUUGUGGGUAGUGUGCGCUAAGCGGGUGGGUGGUGUAGUGGUAGGUGGAAGAAACUAUGGCGGUCCUUCAACUAGGACGUGGAUAUGAUAGGUUCGAGGCGGAAGUUGCUGCGUAUGCCUUCAUUCGAGCGCUCGAUGCAUUGGUUAGCGACGACGAGAAGGCGGUGGCGCUUGGCACGACCUGGAACCCUGCCGCAGCUCUGGAGGCAAAUCAAGAUCAAGCGGUUGCAGAGCUAAUCCGAUACACGGCGUACCCGUCCUUCUCAGAGCGCCGAGCCAUGGUGGAGACGGCCGCGACCCUCCACGGUCGGGAUAUCGUCGAUGAAGUGAGGCGGAAGACGAGCGGCGAUUUCCAGAAGGGUUUGUUGGCGCUGGUGGAAUCCCCGGCGAUCCGCGACGCGGAGUGGAUUCACAAGUCGGUAUCGGGAUUGCUGAAUAGGAAAGGGACCGCGAGGGAGAUCCUUUGCACCCGGACGACCUAUCAGCUACGCGCCAUCGCCGACGCUUAUUACCUCAAGCACGGAAAGGAUAUGGUGUCGGAUGUAUUGGGCGCGUUUUCGGGGAAAGAGCGCAAGUUGUACGAGCGAUUGCUGACCUUCGAUCGAGUGGAAUCGCAUCAUGCAGAUCGCGACCAGGCUCGGAUACUCGCCCAGGCCCUUUAUGAGGCUGGGCCUGCAAGAUGGGGUGCAGAUGAGGGCACGUUCAUCGAUAUAUUGACCACCGAAAGUGCCGAUACAAUUAGAGCUGUGUUCAGAGAGUACGAGGCCUUGUACGGAACGAGUUUGUUCACGGUGAUGGACGAUCAAUUCUCGGGGAAUUUCGAGAAAGACCUGCUCAUGCUCAGCAAAUUUCUGCUGGAGCCUGCAAAGGCUUUUGCUGACAUCAUCCACAAAGCGCUGACUGGGCUGCGAACGGAUGGAGGAGAUUUGGUCAGGGCGAUCAUCGCGCGCAAGGACAUGGAUUUAUGGCAGAUCAAGGAGGCGUACGAGCUUCACCAUGGAUCGUUGAUGCGUAAGGUGGAAUCGGCGACCUCAGGCGACUUCCGCAGCCUGCUAAUGGCUGUGAUCGCCAGCGUGGCAUGAGCUGCGCGCCGCCGGGAUUGCCGGCGUGGCAUGAGCCGCGCGCCACCGCGAU
Chara braunii is the source of this 1296-nucleotide messenger RNA. The record is from the annotation of a GenBank genome assembly. NCBI's taxonomy places the organism in Eukaryota, Viridiplantae, Streptophyta, Charophyceae, Charales, Characeae.